AAAAAUCUAGAGAGAGAAAAACAAGAAAAUAAAAAAAAAAGUCAGGCGUCUUUCUGCAAGAAUUCACAUUUGGUGUCUGCUCUCUCUCUCUCUCUCUACUUUCUCGCUCACGCAUCUAGAGGAAGGAGGAGGAAGGAGUCAUGUCUGGUUUAUACAACAACAACUCAUCUUACUUCUCUCCCGCUAGAGCUGCUUCUCCUCAGAUUCGAAACACUCCUGAGAUCGACAGUUCUCAGUACUUGACGGAGCUUCUCGCUGAACAUCAAAAGCUUACACCUUUUACUCAAGUCUUACCCAUAUGCAGCCGUUUAUUGAAUCAAGAGAUGUUCAGGGUAUCUGGAAUGAUGCCAAACCAAGGAUUUGGCGAUUUUGAUAGACUCAGACACAGAAGUCCCAGUCCCAUGGCUUCUUCUAAUCUUAUGUCUAAUGUCUCUAACACCGGUUUAGGUGGUUGGAACGGUCUCUCUCAGGAGAGACUUAGUGGAACACCUGGAAUGACUAUGGAUUGGCAAGGCGCACCUGGAAGUCCCAGCUCAUACACUGUUAAAAGGAUAUUGCGUCUGGAGAUUCCAGUAGAUAGUUAUCCUAAUUUCAAUUUUGUUGGACGGCUUCUUGGUCCUAGAGGCAACUCAUUAAAACGUGUUGAAGCUACCACUGGUUGCCGUGUGUUCAUCAGAGGGAAAGGUUCAAUCAAGGAUCCAGAAAAGGAAGAUAAGCUAAGGGGAAGACCAGGCUAUGAACAUCUAAAUGAGCAGCUUCACAUCUUAAUAGAAGCAGAUCUUCCAUCCAGUAUCGUGGAUAUACGUCUCAGACAAGCUCAAGAAAUCAUAGAAGAGUUACUAAAGCCUGUGGAUGAGUCACAAGAUUUCAUAAAGAGGCAACAGCUGAGGGAACUAGCGUUGCUAAACUCAAACAACUUAAGGGAAGAGAGUCCAGGACCAAGCGGCGGUGGAAGCGUUUCACCUUUUAAUUCAAGUGGUAAACGUCCCAAAACAGGAUGCUAAAGGAGCGUUUGUUGUCUCAGUCAAGGAGCGUUUUAAAUGGUUUCUUCUUCUUCAACCAAAAGUACAUGUCUGCAUACACAAACACUCAUGAGUCAUGUGUGUAUAUUUGGUUCUGGCCCAGUACUGGCUGCAGUGGUGGUGGUCAAGUUAAGGCCUCCCUGGUCUCUCUCCGGUGAGCGACCCUGCGGUUUUCCUUCUUUUCUUUUUUAUUUAUUUUUUGUUUUAUUCGUCUUUAUGAGACGAUAUCAGAUAUUCAUUACAGAUUAUUUUAAAAAAAAAUCAGAAAAAGAGAUCAGGAAAAAAAAAUGUUGAGAUAUAUAAUAUGUAUGUAGGGAAAAAAUGUGGCUGGGGAAAGGGAGUGUAUUGAAAUUCUUAUUGU
Molecule: messenger RNA, 1383 nt
Organism: Eruca vesicaria subsp. sativa (arugula)
Lineage: Eukaryota; Viridiplantae; Streptophyta; Magnoliopsida; Brassicales; Brassicaceae
Source: the annotation of a GenBank genome assembly